This is a messenger RNA of Danio rerio (zebrafish), 990 nucleotides long. It is a transcript of the gene ddt, whose product is annotated as D-dopachrome tautomerase. NCBI's taxonomy places the organism in Eukaryota, Metazoa, Chordata, Actinopteri, Cypriniformes, Danionidae. The record is from RefSeq and is marked validated. Gene Ontology annotation, molecular function: D-dopachrome decarboxylase activity. Gene Ontology annotation, cellular component: cytoplasm.
AUUCUCACAUUUUGACAGAAACGCACAGUGAUAGAAAUCAUGCCGUUCAUAAAUAUAGAAACCAAUUUACCUGCAAGCAAGUUUCCAGAAGACUUUCUGAAAAGACUAUGUUCUACAUUGGCUGCAGCACUGGGGAAGCCGGAAGACAGGAUGAAUCUGGUGGUAAAGCCUGACCUGCCAAUGCUUUUUGCGGGGUCCAGCUCCCCAUGUGUGUUAAUGACCGUGUCGGCCAUUGGAGUGACCGAUACUGCGGAGAAAAAUAAGCAGCAUAGUGCUAAGAUCUUCCAGUUCCUGCAAGGAGAAUUUGGGCUGAGCGAUGACCGGAUUUUGGUGUUGUUUUACCCUCUGGAGCCAUCACAGAUUGGGAAAAAGGGAACAGUAAUGAGCUUCCUAUAAGACUCAACAUUCCUCGUGGAAGUGAAUACUUUUUAUAUGAUUCCUGUUUGAGAUCCACUUAGUGGAACAUGCAUUGCAGUAUAGGCAAGUUGUGUUCAUAUAGGAUUGAAAGUAUUUGGCAUUUAACUCAAGCUUUAUUUUUUCCUUAAGUACAUUUGGUGAUUUGACAAUAAUUGUUUUACUGUUAAGUUAAAAAUAAUGCAUUUAGCAUUUGGUAUCAGAACAAAUAGUGGGUUAGCUGUGUCUGUUUUUAGAUAAUGAUGAAAGUAAUAUUGAUGAAAUCAGUCUAUGAGAGAUUAAUUUAUUUACAAAUGUCAUUUUUUUCUUGAUGAAGUGGCACUUUAAUCGGAUCUGUUAAAUCAAAACAUGAAUAAUCUUAUUGCCAGCUUACUAAAGCCACUGAUAAUAUCUUAAAUCACUUAAAACAGUAUGUGUCUGAAUGAGGUUUGAUUGCACAUUAUCUUCAGCGAAAUAUAUUACUUGUAAACACAUUUGCUCUGAUGUAGCACACUAACACGAUGUAUUUUAUCUCUGUCAUCAACUACACUGAUAGACUUUUAUUUGAGUUUAUAGAAAAUAAAAAAUCCUCUUAAA